Empidonax traillii (willow flycatcher) is the source of this 6908-nucleotide messenger RNA. It is a transcript of the gene GPR21, whose product is annotated as G protein-coupled receptor 21. The record is from RefSeq and is a predicted model, not a curated record. Gene Ontology annotation, cellular component: membrane. Gene Ontology annotation, biological process: G protein-coupled receptor signaling pathway. Bases 606 to 1652 code for a protein of 348 amino acids. Gene Ontology annotation, molecular function: G protein-coupled receptor activity; peptide binding. The transcript has 2 exons. NCBI's taxonomy places the organism in Eukaryota, Metazoa, Chordata, Aves, Passeriformes, Tyrannidae.
UUAACGGUGGGACACCAUUCUCAGCUUUGCCCUUGGUGCCAGGCGUUCCUGAACAGCACACACCACGCCUAGCAAAGGCGCGUUUAUUCCAGAAUAGGUAUUUCCCCCAAAGGGCUGGGAUGGAAAAGCCUUAAGUGAUGACGAACCGCGUGAAUUCACGCCCGUGUGAUGGGCGGUUGUCGCUGGCCGCGCAGAGGUGCCGGGAGGAGGAGCAGGGAGCAUCCCCGGGUGUGUUCCCUUUGGGAGGACUCUCGUCCUGACUCGCUGAAGGUUCCUCUCCCUCUUCCCCCAGCCCCUCAUCCGUGCUCGGCGCGGCAGCCCACCCGGGCGGGCACCCCAUAUCAGCCCUCUCCCGUGCGCCGGGGAAGUUGCUGACAUGCCUGCCGCUGGGUCCCGGUGCACCGGCAGCGGCGGGGAGCCGGAUUUAAAGGGGAAUUGUGCUGCAGACAAUGCACAGCAGCAGCAUCUGGAGCAGCCCUGGGGACCGGAGCUCCGGUUUUGACAUUGCUGCACACACAGAACCAGCCGCAAUGACAGCAGCUGCCUGGAGUGGCUGCAGGCAGCAGGCAGGAGCAUGAAGUAGAGCGAUCACUGCAGUGCUCAAGAUGAACUCCUCUUUGGUUGGCAACCAGAGUGGCCGGCCCUUCUGUCUCCUGGCCAUUAGCUAUUUGGAGACCAUCAAUUUUUGCCUCCUGGAAGUGGUUAUUAUUGUGUUCCUCAUGGUGCUGAUUAUUUCGGGCAACAUUAUUGUGAUAUUUGUCUUUCACUGUGCACCUCUGCUGAACCACCACACCACCAGCUACUUCAUCCAGACUAUGGCGUAUGCUGACCUCCUGGUGGGCGUGAGCUGUCUGGUGCCUUCUUUGUCUCUGCUGCAGUAUCCUAUUGUUUUGAGCGAGUCCUUGGUUUGCCAAAUCUUUGGUUACGUGGUGUCAGUGCUGAAGAGCGUCUCCAUGGCCUCCUUGGCCUGCAUUAGCAUCGACAGAUACAUUGCCAUCACGAAGCCGCUGACCUACAACACGCUGGUCACCCCGUGGAGGCUGCGAAUCUGCAUCCUGACCAUUUGGCUCUACUCCUGCCUGGUCUUCUUACCCUCCUUUCACUGGGGAAAGCCUGGAUACCACGGGGACGUGUUCCAGUGGUGCGCCAAUUCCUGGAACACCGACCCCUAUUUCACCCUGUUCAUUGUGGUGAUGCUCUACGCCCCGGCCGCCUUCAUCGUCUGCUUCACCUACUUCAACAUCUUCCGCAUCUGCCAGCAGCACACCAAGGAGAUCAACGAGAGGCGGGUGCGCUUCAGCUCCCAGGAUGGGGAGGCUGGGGAGGCGCAGCCCUGCCCGGACAAGCGCUAUGCCAUGGUCCUGUUCCGCAUCACCAGUGUCUUCUACAUCCUGUGGCUGCCCUACAUCAUCUAUUUCCUGCUGGAGAGCUCCAACGUCUACAGUAACCGCGUGGCGUCCUUCCUGACCACUUGGCUUGCCAUUAGCAACAGUUUCUGCAACUGUGUCAUUUACAGUCUCUCCAACAGUGUCUUUCAGAAGGGGCUGAAGCGCCUCUCGGGGGCCAUCUGUGCCUCGUGCGCUAGACAGAGGGUAGCCAAGGACUCCUCUACCUCUAGGAGCAAAAGAUCUUCCAAUGGAUGUCACGUCUAGGACACCUGUCAGCUGGACUGGGAAGUGCAGGGACGAUGCCGCAGAUUGUGAAAUAAGUUAGACGGGAUUUUAAGAUGUCCAGAUUUGCAAAAAGGUUUCUGAGAAAUGCUGCUGACACAGAAGAAUCAGGAGCACAUGUCGUUGUGGUUUCACUUUAAAAAAAUGAUUGCUGUGGAGGAGGCUGUGGAGUUUCACCUCCAUAUUCAUUUUAAAGAAUAAAGCUGCAUCUUGACACUUACCUCUCCAGCUGGUGUGACUGAAUGGAGUGGGUGUCUGAGAGCUUCGGCAAAAUGCAGUCUUUCUUACAGCUUUACUGGGUUCUUUGGAGAUUCGUGCUUCACAUGUAAAUGAUAGAGCUGAAGUGGAAAUGUCACAGUCUAUGGUAUAUUACAGGGAUUUUUUUAAUAUAUGCCAAAGUAUAUUGACACAACGUUCCAGCGUCAGAACAGAAGGGGCCAAACAAUUUGUUUUUCAGUGCUACCUAGACAGGACUUGUAGAACAGGAGUGAACAAUGUGAACAUUUCAGUGUGAACUCAGUUUUAAUGAGCUGUGAGUGCAGCGAUGUGAUCUGAGCAGUCGGAGGCUUGGGGCCGAUCUGGGUCCUUGCCCUGUUUCCCUGGUAGGAUGCAUGUUUGGAUCAGAGUGUGGCAUCUGCGUUUUCCUGUUUGUUGUGAAGUAAGAAGAGAAACUUGGAUCAGACCAAAUUUAGCAGUUAAAUAAAAUGUGUUUUGAUAAGCUAUGAGAAAAUACGUGUUGCUUUAUGAUACCAGAGUUGUGGCAGCCACUCAAGGCUGAUGCCAACAUGUGAAAAUUAUUCUCAAACCAGUGGAGAAAUGCCACGGGUUUGUAUGUGGAAAUUUUCUCAAGAACAACUUUAAAAAUAACACGUCCCUUUUUUUUUUUUAAAUCUAAAUUCUUCUGAUAUUUUACAUACUAGAACUUAAGGGGAAAGGAAAGAAAACAAUUGUCUUCUAAACAGCUAAGGGAACUAUGUUGUAAAUUUAACUGUAGUAUUUGAGUUAUUCAUAAGUGCACAGAGCUAAAUCAGAGACAUUUUUCUUUAGCCUUCAUGGGAUUAAAGAUGGUUCAAAUAUAGCAGGAGCUAAAUCCUGUUGGCAAACACAUAUCUGACUGGUCAGACAAAGGCAAUAUCUGAGAAACCAAAUCUCACUGGCCACAUUGUUCGAGCUAGCCUAGAUUAAAUGUUUGGAGUGCUGGAAAGCUGUUAAGAAGGCAGUGUGGCAGAAUUGUUGAGUUUUUCCUAAAGAAUAUCCUUGUCUUCUUUCUGAUGCCAUUUUGGAAAAUGGAAGCGAACCAAGUGUUCCUGUAACAGUGGGUUAGGUUGUAUUGUCCUGUGUCAGCCUGUCCCUCCACCACACCUGCUCUGAGGGCAGGUUGGGCAUCCCUGUGUUUAUCCCUCCUUGGUGCUGUGAGCUCAGGGAAUUCCCUGUGCUGCUCUGGUACAGCUGGUGUGUGCUGUUAGUCACAGUGGGAACGAAGAAAGCUUAGGGAAAAGGAUCAUUUUAGAAUUUGGGGGGAUUCUCUUGGCCAGAGGGAAGACUCUCUGUUUUUGUUAAAUGGUGUCAGGCUGUCUGUUGUUCUAGAUCAGGAUCAUCUUUUCAGUGUUCUCCCUGUCCCUCCAGCAAACCCCCCCCUCCUCUCUGCUCUGCUGGGAGCCCUUUGCCCUGGAGGAUCCCAGCCCGUGUCUCUGCCUGUCACAUGCCAGGAUUGCUGCAGUCCCUGCUGCCCAUCCACAUUUGCUCCAGAACAGUCUCCUGGGGCUGCCAGUGAGGAAACAGGGAAGGGCAGAGAGAGCAGCAGGAUGGAGCACUCCUGGCACAGCACAGCCUGUGCUUGUGAGCACUCAGUGCUGAUACACUUGGUUCCUCUCCGGGGUGAGUGUGUCCCUGUUCUGGGGAGGAUGGGGCACAACCCCUGCUGCUGCCGCUGCCACCUUCCCGUGGGGACCCCAGCGGCAAAGCAUUGAACCUGUACCUUGAUCUGCUCCCAGCAUAUUCCAUCCCCAGCCCAAACCUCUCCAGAUAAAUUCCUCCUCAGCUAAUCUGAAAUUUUCAGAACCCAGGCUGUGUAAACCCUGUUGCCUUCCCGUGGCAUCUCCUGUUGUCCUCUGUAGUAAGACAGAGUCUGGAGCCGGGGCUCGUGCCGAGUCCUCCAGACAUGGCAGAGCUGAAUUGUUCUGCAGAGCUCUCGCAGUCUGAGUUUUGGUUAGACACAGACAGCCGUGGGGGGAGUGCAGGGGUGUAGUGAGUCAUUUCUGAGGGGUAUAAUAAGCUCCCAGCACAUCAGCUGGCUCAUUGUUCUCCAGCGGUUUGUGGGUAUUGUGGCAAAGGUGGGCUUUGGGGAACAAUUUAAGGGCUUUAGUCACUAAUAUCAAAGUGUGUGUGUGUGUGUGUGUGUGUGUGGUAUUUUUGGAACAGCCUCUCAGGUAAACUCCCAAUAGCUUUUUUCUCUGCUCUUCACCUUAUCUAACAUUUCCAAGUCUUUGAAGUGAUGCAACGUAUCAUUGAAAUAGCAUUUGAUUAAAACUUAAUGGAAGAGAAGAAUCUGCUGGGGCCUGAGACCCCAGAAAUGGCAGUUUCAGGUUUAAGUGGAAGCAAAGGUUAUUGCUUCUGGUUUUUUUUUUUCAUGAAUAGAGGGUUUACAUAGUAUCAUUGUGUGCUAGUUUUGGAGAAUUUGGAAAAUUUUUAAAACUGGUAAGGGGUCUAAAUCGUGGCAUAGAGGUUUAAUUACUCCAGCUCUGAGCCUGGAAUUGUGCUUGGAGCGCAGUGGCUGUUCCAGAUGCAGAUCCAUGCCUGCAGCUGUUGCUGCUCUGCAGCUAAGGCUCAGUUCUACAUUCCUGACAGCCAGGCUGUUUUCAGUUGCCUUACUCAUCUCCAAGUCUUCCUCAGCUCAGAUAAUCUCUGGGAGAGGUGAAAAUCAGAAUCUAAAAGUCUCCAAGAGAUGAGGAUGGAGAGGAGUUGCAGCCCAUUGGUGCAUUCAGGUUUCAUCCAGUGUUUGUACAGACACUUCUAGUGUUGCCUCAGUAGCUUAUUUUUAGGUUCAAGUAUUUAUCUUUUUGUCUCUGUUAAUUUAUUGAUUUUUUUCCUUAAUUUAAAUUACGAGUUUUUUUUUUUUUCCUCGAAGUUAAUUUAAUGUUGAUGUAGGUUUGUUUGUGAUUAGAUGUUUUAAGUAUUCGUACCAUUAGAGCCUGUUGUCUUCAGUGGAACUGCAGGGGUGACUCCUGUUCACUGUGCCAACUGGAAGGAAUAAUUUUGCCAUCCAUUCCCUUGUUUGCUCAGCAGCUCGUUGGACACCCUUUGUCGUGCAGCUCACACGAGGCACAGCGGUCCUUCCCAUCACAGGCUGUGCUGGGAACUGUCAGGCAGCAAACUUUGCAGUUGGCUCCUUUUCAUCCUUGUACACAUGAAACUAAUCCUUCCCUGGCCCGGUCUGUGUCCGAGGGUGCUGGAGAGCCCUGCACAGAUAAAUGCCACUCUGAGGAGAGCACAGAAAUCAAAUUACGGCUUCGCGAAAAUUGGGUUGUGAUGUGAUUAAAUGAACUAAUUUUGAAGUUCCAUCUCAGACUAUAAACUGAUUUUUUUAUUAGGGUUAUCUGCCUCGCUCUCAAAUUAAGCUGCUGGAAGGUUCAAUUUGCAGGACGCAAUUCAGUGGCUUUUUUUAGUGCCAUGGGAAGGAUUUCAAUGCUCACAACUUCUCAGAAGGUGAUAAUUUGCUUCAUCUAGAACACUGUAUUCGUUUUAAGGAUUACUGGAAGUUUGGGUUGUGAUUAUUUUGUCAUUUUCCAAAUAGACUGGGAGAAUAUCUGGGAAAUACUAUUUUUUUAUGAUCUCAAUCAAGUGACAGUAUUUUUAAACUCAACAGAUAUGUUUUAUGUAAAACAGCAGUUUUGCUGUUAUCUACUGCUAGUUGCUUUUCUUUUUUUUUAUUAAAUGUUACCAGUUUCUUCAGUCUUGAUUUGUUGUUGGGGAUUCUGUACUUGUUUUUAAGCUUCUCAUGGCUCAGAAAUGUGUUACUUCUGGUUGGAAUUGUGACGUGGCUCGGUGUCAGUGCCAAGGGGCAGUCCUGGAUGUUCCUCACAAGUCUUUGACAGGAAGAAAGUGGUACAAAGUGCUAAGGCACAGAGAAUGACAAUCCCCAAACUGCACCCCUGGGGCAUUGUCCCUGCCCUCUCACAGAAAGGUUUUACGUGUAAGAAUCCUAAAUUUCAGCGGUUUGUUGGGAAAAAGGCACUUGCAAGGCCUGAAUGUGACGCGAGAUGGAAACAUUCGGUGUGUGAAUUGAAUAUGCAGGGUUUUUGUUUGCUAUUUAUUGUGGUGUUCCCAACUGCUGCAGUGAGCAAGGAUGUAACUCCAUGAGUUGGGAAGUCUGAAGUGUUUCAGUCUCAUCUUCCUUCACAUCAGGGAUGGAAGUUGACAGAACUUUUCCUAAUUGAGGUCGAUGCUUUAAAAAAAUGUUUCCUAGGAACCAACCAGUGUGUGAGUACAGGAAUCUGCCUUGAGCCAUUGCAAACAGAAGGCCCAUUUAUCAUUAUUCUGAUUACUUGAUUCAUCCCCUGUAGGUAACUUUAGCUUAAUAAGAGGAGGUGGUGGUUUUGGAGGGCUUUUGUUGUAGUUUUAACGCCUUUUUGGUGCUGAGUACUCGAAGCACCUGCUGAAACAUUGUCCUGGCUUGGCCCUUACUUUGUUGCUUGGUUUAGAAAUGUUUUUCUUCCCUUCCAGGACUUUGCAGAAUACAAUUGCACAUCCUUCCCAUGGUGUCAUUCAGGGUAAACUUGGAUUUUAAUCCACAUUUAUCCAAACAUUGUCUUUAACAUUCUUUGCCAGAUGAAUGCUGUGGUGUGGGGGGGGCUGUGGUCAGCUCAGACCCUUGGGCCAUCAGGUUUUACAGACUGUCUCCAUGAAAGCAAACAGCCCCUCUUUUAGGCUGAUGAAAACAACCUAAUUUCACUGGAAGAGAAGUGUCCUCCUGGCUUGUAGAGGUCAGUGUCUCAGUUCCAGUUGUUCUUUCCCUUCCUGUCUGUGCAUUGCAGAGGUACCACUUUAAAAGACAUUUCUGCAGAUAAGCAAGGGCAUUUAAUACUAAAGUUACGUAUGUGAAAUGCCUUUGGAAGAGGGCAGCACUUCAGAAUUAAAAUCCAGUAAGUUUAGGGCCAGGUGCAGUUGCAUCUAGAGAAAGAAACUGAAAGUUGUCCCCAGGUGAAACAAAGAAAGGAAACCCACUGGAGUUCAGUCAAA